AUGCUGCAACAUUCUGACGUAGAUAGAAAAGUUCAAAAAAUCCUUUUUGGUCCUCAAUUAGGUGCUCUUUUAUAUUCUGCAUUAGAUUUUAAUAUACCAAAAUUACUUUCACUAGGCCCAAAAACAGCUGAAGAUCUUUCCCAGGAAACUCAAGUGAUCAGCGAUAAGCUUGAACGUGUUUUACUUGCACUAGAAUCUGCAGGGAUUUUUGAAUAUGAUGAGCAAUCAAGAAGAUUCUCUAAUAAUGUGAUUUCAGAGAGAUUUAUUGAUGAUACUUAUGCAGACUUUGUCAGAUUAAGCUUAGCACCUUGGCAAUAUGACUUUUUAAGUGUUGUUUCUCAAUGCUUAAUGUCGGACCAAACCGCUCCUGAAGUGUAUUAUAAUGCAACUUUUACAGAUUUUUUAAGCCAAAAGCCACAAUAUUUAAAGCAAUUUGUGAGUGGAAUUUCUAGUAAAGUUUUACAGGUAUCAGAGGAAGUAGGCCAAGCUAUUGAUUUAAGAAAUGCCAGGAAGGUUUUGGAAAUAGGGGCUCAUGGAGGUGCUUUGAUUAUUUCUUUAGCAGAGACAUAUAGGAAUUUCCAAGGGACUAUUUAUGACCAAACCUUGUAUCGGCAAAUUACUGAGCUCUUCCUUUCCGUGAGCGAGCAGAACUAUUGGAAAUAGCACUGAGUUCGCAAAAAAUUUUAAUCUGAAAAAUAUUUUGAUAUAUCUUAGAUAAUUAUUAUAUGCAAAUUUUUACGGACUUUAAAUUAAAAAAAAAACUAUCCUAUUAAUAGCAUUUUCUCAAAAAAAAUAAAAAAUCUCCUCUUUGAUCGAUUUGAUCGAGCGAAUUUUUUUUGUUCGCUUUCUUUACAAGAGGAGUGAGAAAAAAAAUUCAUGAAAAGAAAUUAACGAAUAGAAUUAAAGUAACUGCAGGAAAUUAUAUUGAUUAUGUGCCAGAAGGGUAUGAUGCUAUUGUCAUGAAAUGCAUAUCUGGAGAAUAUAAUGAUCAUUCCUUAGACUCAAUUUUAAGAAAUUGUAGACGGGCUUUAGAAAAAGGGAACAAAUUAUAUUUUGUAGACCUCAUGAUGGAUAGAGCUCAUCAGCAGUAUAAGUUUGAAAGGUACCUUGACAUAUGGUGGUGGGCUAUAACUGAUGGUAAAGUUAGAUCAAGAGAAGAAUUAGCACCAUUUUUCGAAAAAAAUGGACUUAGAGUUAUAAAUAUUAGACCUGCUAAAACUGACUGGGUAGUCGAAGCAGUUGCUGUUUAA
Molecule: messenger RNA, 1250 nt
Organism: Blepharisma stoltei
Lineage: Eukaryota; Ciliophora; Heterotrichea; Heterotrichida; Blepharismidae
Source: the annotation of a GenBank genome assembly